AGUAGAGAGACACACAUCCGGAGCGACACAACACUCACACAACAACCCUGACAGGAGGCUGGCUGACAGACUCACAAUUGAUACGUUACUUGCCUGAAAUAACAGUUUGCCCAGUGGAUCCUAUGGCUGACACUGAGGAUAUAUUUCUCAGGGCGAAACAUCGGACAUUCAGCGGACUGACCGAAGAUGUAGAGCACGAGUGGACGGGACCAUUUUGCUUCAUCCAGGCUGCAGACCCCCAGCUCGGGCUGAUGAAGGCUUGGAAGGACGGCGACUGCGACGGUGGAGGUGAAGAAUGGGCAGAGGAAGUUGAGCUCACCAAGCAGGCGGUGGAGGCCGUCAACCAGCUCAGCCCCAGGCCCAGGUUCAUUGUGCUGUGUGGAGACCUGGUCCACGCCAUGCCAGGGACCCCGUUUAGAGAAGGUCAAGAACGAGACCUGAAGGGAGCGCUGAAGGGGACGGAUCCAUCUAUCCCGCUGGUGUUUGUCAGUGGUAACCAUGACCUGGGAAACACCCCCACCCCUGCAACAGUGGAACAGUACUGCAGUGCUUGGGGGGACGACUAUUUCAGCUUCUGGGUGGGUGGAGUCCUCUGCCUGGUACUGAACUCCCAAUUGUUCUAUGACGCCUCGGCAUGCCCUCAGCUGAAGGAGGCCCAGGAGACCUGGCUGGAGGAGCAACUGAGCAAAGCCUCCUCCUCCUCUUCGACGGAACCCAAACCCAAGCACGUGUUGGUGUUCCAGCACAUCCCUCUGUACCUAAAGAGCCCUGAUGAGGAGGAUGACUACUUCAACCUGCAGAGGGUAGUCAGACAAAACCUGCUGGACAGGUUCAAGAGGGCAGGGGUGAAAGCGGUCUUCUCCGGCCAUUAUCACCGGAACGCCGGCGGUUGCCACGGCGGCCUGGACAUGGUAGUGAGCUCAGCCAUCGGCUGCCAGCUGGGCGAGGACACCCACGGCGUCAGGGUGGUGGUGGUGACUGCGGAUGACGUCAUCCAUCGCUACUACAGCCUGGAGCUGCUGAGGGCGAGAGGCGUGGACGAAGAGCUCAGGAAGCUCCUGCAGGCCUGAGGGCAGAUGGAGUAGUCGGGCUUUUAUUUUUGUGAAUUGUUUAGAUUUUUAUGGUUUUGAACCCCUCGUCAUAGAGGCAUAUGCCAGGAUUUUUGGAAAUGGAUUUGUUCAUCAACAAUGUAUGUCCACCAGCGGAAGGAAAAGAAAAACUAUUUUAAAGAUCUAAAUUUGACACACGUAAGUGUCUCUCUCCACUGAAUGUUUUUCCUGGGAGCAAGGCAGUAUGGAUGUUAUUAUCUCUGUUCCAGCCAUAAAAGGGCCACACAGAGAUCAUUGAAUGUGUUAUAAAAACUAGCGGUUCUUUUGUGGAGAAGCAUUACCUUUACACACAGUUUUCCUAUAUCUGAAGUAGCAUUACAUCCUCUCUGACACCCACUCUGUCUAUGUUGUGUUAAAGUUUCAGAUAAAAACACUAUGCUGUAGUCAGAUGUUGUCAGCCUAAGUUCUAAAUGUAUCAAAACUUGUCUGAUCUUUUUUCUUUUUUUUUCACCCCGACAACUAUAAAAUCUCGUUUGGAUUUCAGGGUAUGUUGUGUUUGGUGUGUAGUGUAGCUUCCCCCCCCACACACACACUUUCAGCAGAUGACUGUAGUAACAAGACAUAUGCAAGAUGAAAUCUAUCACAGAAGAGGAAGAGAAAGAAGUCCUUUACCAGAAAACAGUGCAGCUACAGGGCAUGUUUGGAAUCAGUAAUGCCUCACUUUCUUGCACUUUGUGUCAGUAUUUCUUGUUUAUUGUUGCCGUAGCUGUUUCUAAUAUGCUAUAACAAUUUUUGCUGUUGCUGCAAAUGAAUGCCUUGUUGGCCAUCCUAUGCAAGCUAAUCA
This is a messenger RNA of Scomber japonicus (chub mackerel), 1893 nucleotides long. It is a transcript of the gene cpped1, whose product is annotated as calcineurin-like phosphoesterase domain containing 1. Lineage: Eukaryota; Metazoa; Chordata; Actinopteri; Scombriformes; Scombridae. The transcript has 6 exons. Gene Ontology annotation, molecular function: hydrolase activity. Bases 123 to 1070 code for a protein of 315 amino acids. The record is from RefSeq and is a predicted model, not a curated record.